AUGACGACCCAUCAGGAGGAAGAUCAAGUACAUAACUCCGAAGAUGACGAAUACCAAUCCUCGGUAGAGAGUCCGUCCGACGCAUCUGACUCGGAUUCAGGCUAUAACAAUGAUGGCGGUAAUAUCGACCAAAGUGAAGACUUAUCCGGUAAAGAAGCAUAUACAGUUGCAGAUAGACCUCCGGAAUAUUGGGCUCAGAGGAAGAAAAAGUUCGUGUUAGACGUAGACCCAAAAUACGCCAAACAAAGAGAUAAGUCCGAUACGUACAAACGGUUUAAAUAUUUAUUGGGUGUCACCGACCUUUUCCGUCAUUUUAUUGGUAUGAAGGCAAAGCAUGACAAAAACAUUCAAAAACUCUUGAAACACCUCGAUUCUGAUUCAAAUAAGCUCUCCAAAUCACAAAACGACAUCAAUUCUUCUUCACGUCAUCAUAGAAAAACAGAAAAGGAGGAAGAUGCUGAAUUGAUGGCUGACGAAGAAGACGAGAUUGUAGAUGAAUACCAAGAAGACAUAUUCGUCUCUGAAUCUCCAUCUUUUGUCAAAUCGGGGAAAUUGAGAGACUAUCAAGUGCAAGGGUUGAACUGGCUAAUUUCACUGCAUGAAAACAAACUAUCCGGUAUCUUAGCAGAUGAAAUGGGGUUGGGUAAAACUUUACAGACAAUUUCGUUCCUGGGCUAUCUAAGAUACGUUAAACAAAUUGAGGGCCCUUUUUUGAUUAUAGUGCCGAAAUCGACGUUAGAUAAUUGGAGACGAGAAUUUCUCAAAUGGACUCCAAACGUUAAUGUUCUUGUAUUACACGGGGAUAAAGAUACAAGAGCUAGUAUAGUGCGUAACAUCAUAUUACAAGCUAGGUUCGAUGUAUUGAUUACAUCUUACGAAAUGGUCAUUAGAGAAAAAAAUGCCUUGAAAAGAUUGGCUUGGCAAUAUAUUGUUAUCGAUGAAGCUCACAGAAUUAAAAACGAACAAAGUGCUCUAUCUCAAAUAAUUAGAUUGUUUUACUCCAAAAAUAGACUAUUAAUCACGGGUACACCUUUACAGAACAACCUUCAUGAAUUAUGGGCUCUACUGAACUUCCUAUUACCUGAUAUAUUUGGAGAUUCCGCAAUAUUCGACGAUUGGUUUGAACAAAACAAUUCAGAGCAAGAUCAAGAAAUUGUAGUCCAGCAACUGCACUCUGUGUUAAACCCUUUCCUACUAAGAAGAGUGAAGGCAGAUGUUGAAAAAUCGCUAUUACCUAAAAUCGAAACGAACGUUUAUGUUGGAAUGACGGAUAUGCAAAUCCAAUGGUACAAAUCGCUGUUGGAAAAGGACAUCGACGCCGUUAAUGGUGCUGUUGGGAAAAGAGAGGGGAAAACAAGAUUACUGAAUAUUGUCAUGCAACUGAGGAAGUGCUGUAAUCAUCCGUAUCUUUUUGAAGGUGCAGAACCUGGUCCACCAUAUACUACAGAUGAACAUUUAAUUUUUAAUGCCGGCAAAAUGAUCAUAUUGGAUAAAUUACUUAAACGGUUAAAGGAAAAGGGUUCUCGUGUGUUGAUUUUUAGUCAAAUGUCAAGGCUGUUGGAUAUUUUGGAAGAUUAUUGUUAUUUCAGAGAUUUUGAAUAUUGUAGAAUUGAUGGUUCUACUAGCCACGAAGAACGUAUAGAGGCUAUUGAUGAUUUUAAUGAACCAGAUUCUGAAAAGUUCGUCUUUUUGUUAACUACACGUGCUGGUGGUCUAGGUAUCAACCUUGUGACAGCUGACACCGUUGUACUUUUUGAUUCUGAUUGGAACCCUCAAGCUGACUUACAAGCAAUGGAUAGAGCACAUAGAAUCGGCCAAAAGAAACAAGUUCACGUUUACAGAUUUGUCACAGAAAAUGCUAUCGAGGAAAAAGUUAUUGAACGUGCUGCACAGAAAUUAAGAUUAGACCAAUUGGUUAUUCAACAGGGUACCGGCAAGAAAACCACAUCUCUGGGUAAUUCAAAAGACGAUCUUUUAGAUAUGAUUCAGUUUGGCGCUAAAAACAUGUUUGAGAAGGAAGCAAGCAAAAUUACUGUUGAUGCAGAUAUUGAUGAUAUCUUGAAAAAGGGAGAACAAAAGACCCAAAAGUUAAAUGCCAAAUACCAAAGUUUAGGGCUUGAUGACCUACAAAAAUUCAAUGGGAUAGAAAACCAAUCCGCUUAUGAAUGGAACGGUAAAAGUUUCCAAAAAAAAUCGGAGGACAAAGUUGCAGAAUGGAUUAAUCCGUCUCGAAGGGAAAGAAGAAGAGAACAGACGACGUAUUCGGUCGACGACUACUAUAAGGAGAUUAUUGGUGGCGGAUCUAAAUCAGCAACUAAGCAAACUCCACAACCUAAAGCGCCACGUGCCCCGAAGGUUAUCCAUGGUCAGGAUUUUCAGUUUUUCCCCAAAGAAUUGAACGCUCUACAAGAAAAGGAACAACUUGCAUUUAAGAGGAAGGUUAAUUACAAGGUAUCCUCCUAUGAUAUUACAGGAAAUACCCCUAAUGAAGGCAGUGAUGCUGAAGAAGAAGAUGACGAAUAUGUAGAUACAGGGGAUCCAGAAGGUCGUGCAGCCCAUGAAGAACUUAAAAAAAAAAUUCAAGAGGAGCAAGAAAAGAUCGAUUCAGCACCUGAUUUUACAGAAGAAGAUGAAUUAGAAAAGCAAAGGCUAAUAUCACAAGCAUUUAGUAAUUGGAAUAAAAGAGAUUUCAUGUCGUUCAUCAAUGCCUGUUGCAAAUAUGGUAGAGAUGAUUUGGAGAAUAUCAAGAUAUCUAUAGAUUCUAAGGCACCAGAGGAGGUUGAAGAUUAUGCGAAAGUAUUCUGGGAAAGGCUGAAGGAAAUCAAUGGUUGGGAAAAAUAUUUACAUAACGUCGAACUUGGCGAAAAAAAGAAUGAAAAGCUAAGAUUCCAAGAAACUUUAUUGAGGCAGAAAAUUGAACAGUGCAAACAUCCGUUGCAUGAGCUAGUAAUACAAUAUCCCCCAAACAAUGCAAGGAGAACUUAUAAUACAUUGGAGGACAAAUUUUUGUUAUUGGCGGUAAACAAAUAUGGGCUGCGUGCUGAUAAACUAUACGACAAAAUAAAGCAAGAAAUUAUGAUGAGUGACCUAUUUACUUUUGACUGGUUUAUCAGAACGAGAACAGUGCAUGAACUAUCAAAGAGAGUGCAUACGCUUCUAACUUUAAUUGUAAGAGAGUACGAACAACCAGACGCAAACAAGAAGAAAAGAAGUAGAACCACCGCAACUAGAGAAGAUACUCCUCUAUCUCAAAAUGAAAGUACCAGAGCCUCUACGGUACCAAAUAUUCCAUUAGCAAUUGUACCGAAUCAAAAGGAAAUAAGCAAUCACGUUGACAAAAAGCCCAAAGUAGAGCAAGAAGUAUGA
Molecule: messenger RNA, 3366 nt
Organism: Saccharomyces eubayanus
Lineage: Eukaryota; Fungi; Ascomycota; Saccharomycetes; Saccharomycetales; Saccharomycetaceae
Gene: ISW2
Product: DNA translocase
Exons: 1
Coding region: 1-3366 (1121 amino acids)
Biological process (GO): regulation of transcription by RNA polymerase II; nucleosome organization
Cellular component (GO): chromatin; nucleus
Molecular function (GO): ATP-dependent chromatin remodeler activity; DNA binding; ATP binding
Source: RefSeq, a predicted model, not a curated record